Messenger RNA from Sardina pilchardus (European sardine), 5116 nucleotides. RefSeq lists its product as uncharacterized. The transcript is spliced from 7 exons. Gene Ontology annotation, biological process: induction of positive chemotaxis; leukocyte chemotaxis. The record is from RefSeq and is a predicted model, not a curated record. Gene Ontology annotation, molecular function: CD4 receptor binding; cytokine activity. Bases 1150 to 4848 code for a protein of 1232 amino acids. Lineage: Eukaryota; Metazoa; Chordata; Actinopteri; Clupeiformes; Clupeidae.
ACGAGUCUGUGGAGCUCUGGUGACAUCAUGUAAAAAUGACAGAGUGCUAAAAGAGAGAGAGAGAGAGGGAGGAAGGGAGAGAGAGAAAUUGGGAGGAUGGAGAGAACCUUUUCACUCCCAAAUCCAGCAGGUGUUGUGCAGUAAGCCAGAUCUCAGGUCAGUCUGACCGCAGGUGAGCGAGAGCGCUUCGCAACCCCGAAUGAAAGGAGGAAGUGGCCAGUGUGUGAUUGUGUGAUCGCUGGAGCUAGGCGAACAGGUGCUUCUGUAAACUGACACGACUCUUCCAUUCAUCUGAAGCAACAGAGGCACUUCAAGAAAACAAAAGCCGAUGGGGGGGCGAGAACGGCACCAUGAAUGACAACGGAUGACUACCGCAUCUCACUGGGACUGAGGCCAGAGACUUGUGGACGCUGUCCACAGAAAAGGGACUUCUUUGUCACAGUGGUGGGGUUGGAGACUAAGGCGACAAGAAGAAAACAAAAGGGAAAACAAACAGUUCCUCCACAGCGGAUUGUAAAUGGACUGUCAAACCUCAAUGACAAAAUCGAUAUAAACACCAGUUGUGUGUCUGUCCCAGCACCAGUGCAUGUUUGGGCUGGAGAGGAGAUGAUCGCAGGGACAGCGUCUUUUCUGAGUGUGCCGCGGCUUCUCUUGUGUCCCACCAGACACAACAGAUUUUUUUUCGGUCUUGAACGAAACUACGAUACUGACUGCACUCAUCAGUCAGCCAGACUUCCUGUCAUCAUAACACACCUGUGGAUUUCAACACGCAUUGCCCAUCCACAUUCUCUGGAGUGACUGCAUAACUUUGAGUUGUUUCUAUUUUCCCUCUUGGACUGUUGUCAUAUAAUUAUGUUAAGUCUUUGUUUUUGUUUGACACUGAAUGGUAUGUUUUUUCCUGCAUUUUUGAAACUCUUUUUGAAACCACACUGGCUAAAUCCUUCUCUGAGCUGACCAGACCUAAUGGAGGGCUAUGAGAAAUGGAGUACCAAAUAUAUAGCAAAACCACUGGAUGCUCCGAAAAAGGGGGGUUCACUGAAAGAACAAUGUUCAAACUCCAUUGACUAAUCAGUUUUGUCUGUAUAGUUAUAUUAUAGUUCUGCAUAUCAGCCAUCCAGGCUUGGAUUUAUUGAAGGACUCCUCUUGAGCAUGAGUGUGCCAAUCAGAUCUGCUGUUAUGAAUCAGAACACACUGCCCAAGUCGUCCGGCACGGUGCGGAGCGGUGCCCUCUCAGCUGAGUCACGGUCAGACACCGCAGUGGCUCCGUCCGCCAAUCGCCCCGCGCAGGGUUCAGCCACGGCGCGCUUCACCGUGCGUUCUGCCAACUCUCUCCCGAGCACGAGGCUCAGGACAACGCCUCUGAGGAGCACGCGGCACGUCUUUCAGGAGGAGGCCGGCAAGACGGAAACGGAGGAGGUCGGACAGGGGAAAACUGUGGGCUCCGCUGGCCCUCAGUUGCACAUUCCCGCAGGGAAUCGCAAGGACAUGGACGUAAGAGAGAGAGGCAGAGGUCCAAAUCGUGUCAAAUUUACACCUGACACCAAGAUGACCGCUGACGCGGGGGCGACCCGGAGUUCCACCGCUAACGAUGCAAAACCCAGAUUCAGUGUGGACGAUAAGGAUGAUCCAGGAAAGGCCUGCGGCCCAUUAGGAAGUGCAAGAGGAAGGACCGAGUGGAGGAAGGAGAGCAUGCAAAACAGGAGCAAGAGCCUAGACUGGAGGGGCGGAGUAGAGGGCAGAGGCAGAGCAGGGAUUCAGAACCUCUCGACUGGAGCUGCAGUCAGACGAGCAGAGAGUUUGGAGAGGAGAGAGGUCAAAAACAGCAGCCUGGACAGAAAGGCAUCAUACAAGGACUAUGGAGAGGCUGGCAGUGUCUCGUCUCGGAUACAAGCAUACUCUGCCGUAAGAGGGAGUGAGAGGCCUUUACCCUCAUUGGGAGAGGGAGUAAGGGGUACCUCAUCAUUGAGGUUGAAUCGAGUAGUCCGUACUCUGGAUAAGGCAGGAGGGGAGCGGUCAUUGCCACUGCGACUCAGACCUCAAGACACCCUGAGUUCACCUGUGGAGGGCCGUCACCCGUGGAGGCAGACAAGUCAGGAGGAUGCGGGUCUAGGUGGAUCAAAAUCUAAUGAGGUCACUGGAAACCAAACUAUCUUGGAUCGAAUCGAGAGGCUCUAUGGAAUGAGUGGAUCAGAUGAUGCCCGAGCCAAACGCCAUUCUGCUCCUGUUGGUGAUUGGCUUGACAACUUGCCUUCCGAUUUGACUUCCAGCCAAAGAAAGCUGAGCUCAGAUAUUGGCAGCCCAUCCUACGCCCUCCAUAACCCAAAAUCACCGACGUCGCAUAAUGUAGAGAAGGGAGGAACUUUCCCCAGGAGGUUUAGUCCUGGUGACUGCAAUUUCUCACGAAAUCCUCUUUCCAGGAGAGACACUUUACCCAGUCAGAGCAGCCCAGAGGCCCCAAUUGCCUCACGAUAUCGGGAAAGAUCCACUGAGAGGAAAGCUCUCCCUCCGGAGGUUGGUCUCUACACCAAAUCUCUGGACAGAGCCAGGAGCAGGCUUUCGGCCACAGCUCAGCUAAAACACCUGAGAGAGACGGAGACACCGUCCAAAGAGUUUAGCAAGGAGACAUUCUCCUCACGUCUGAAAAGCUCUGGUGUUGUCAAGGAAAGCAGUUUAAAAGAACAGGAGUCAAAAGUUACUAUGGAUAAAGACGUCACAGGGUGGAAAGCAAAAGAGAGCGUGACUGCCAACAGAGGAGACGAAGGCCGAUGCAAAUUUGGGAAAUCUGAUGGCCUAGAUAAAGUCAACAGGACAAAAGAUUCUCAAGUGACAUUAGCUAUGGCUAGCAAAACAUCAGAGUCAAAUGUUGGCAAGAUUCCGACCAAGGAACAUUCCUCAGACAAAGGUUUAUCAAAGCCAUCUAAUGCCCAGGCCUCCCCAACAAAGGAGUCCAUCAAUAGUCCAGUAGACGAGGACGUUUUUGACACGCGUGUCAAAUCAGUGAAGGGCCCAAUUGGAAAGCUAUCAGACACCGAGAAGGGUAAAUCUAAUAACCCUUCAAUGGACUCAGUGCGGAGCACAAUCCAUAAGUUUGAGGCACUGGCCCAGCAAAGCCAAACUGCCACCCAGUUGAAGUCCAGAAGAUUCUUUUCUGUGCCAGAGCAUCCAAAGGAUAGGGGAGGAUUGAAGAAAAGUGAAUCUGAUCAUGCUUUGGCAAGGAAGAUGCAAGAGAGUGUGAGGGACAAAGCUUGGACUAUGAGAUCCAUGUCUGUGGAUGAGGUAGGACUGAAGCAAGAUAACUCUGACAAGUUUGAAAUGGGCUUGAGGGUUGGAACUCAAAAACCAGCCUCAAAAGUAACAGACCCCAAAUCACUUGUGGAUCUUCAUAAGAUCAGAAAAGACGUGGAUGAAACCGAUUCUCCUACUGUCUUUGCUAUCAGAAACACAGUUACAGUUCAGGACUGCGUUAAACGCAACCGUAAACCAGAGGGCACUCUCUUCCCAUAUCACCAAAACAAUCACAAUAACAAUUCUAACCGGAGAGCCGAAUUUGAGCAAAAUGACUUGGCAACCCCCGGGAGUUUCUCAAAAGUUUCAGACAGUUCAGAGGAUGACGCAGACAAGACACCCACCAAUUCUCCCAAUAGUCUUCCCCUGUUUCCUAGCUUUAAUGGCCAUGGCUCAACCCCAUUCAAACCACAUGUCUCGACAAACAACGACAUCCACCCUCCAUCUGAUGCUGACUCUGAACCACCCACCCCCACAAACAGCGUCCACUUCACCCGGGGCCCUCUGCUCAAUCAUGGUCUUCCAGGGCUCACCAGUUGCCCUCCCCUGGAUAGACUGACUCUGCUGGACAAGGCAGGGAGCCCAGGGCCUUUCAGCCCGUCAGUAGUCAGGUGGAGCUCCGACGAGGAAGAUGACGAGGAGGAGGAUGAUGAAGAUGGGAACUCAGACUGUGACUCGGACUCUGGUGAAUCUUCGGUGACCAUCACCAGUAACAUGAGCCGGAGGAGUUUCUCAGUCAGCCUGGCGGAGCUGUGUAAUUUUGGAGGAGUGGACUACUCUCCUCCAGAUGACAGCGAGGACGAUGCUGACGACUGGCCCUCCGGCCGCUCAGCUUCCCUGAGCUCGGACAUCUCCGCUCUGUCCUGUGUCACGCUCCUGGACACAGAGGAGCUCGACAGCCUCCUGCAGGACGUGCGAAACCUGGGGGAUGACACCUUACAGAAAUAUGAUGACGUCCAAGUGGUGGUCCUGCAUAAGGAAAUUGGCACUGGUAUGGGCUUCACUGUGGCAGGAGGAAUUGACCAAAACAAGCCAGUCACAGUGCACAAAGUCUUCUCACAUGGUGUGGCAGGGCAAGAGGGCUCCAUUCAGGAGGGCGACCUGGUGCUGUCAAUCAACGGCACCACGCUGCAGGACUCGGGCCACUGGGAGGCUCUGCGCACACUACGGAAGGCCAGAGGGCGGGGCAUGGCUGUAGUGGUCCUGCAGAGAGCCAGAGUCAGCGAUUCCCAUCAGAAACGGACCAAUCCUGUGAAAGGAACUCCGAGCACAGAUGCGGGAGAGACAGGUCGGCAGCUGAAAGUGACACUGAAGAAGCGAAGUUCUGAUCUUGGCUUCAGUCUGGAGGGAGGGGUGGGGUCCAGCCAGGGGGACAGACCCCUCGUGGUCCAAAAACUCUUCCAAGGCGGACCCGUUGAAGACAUCCGUCCUGGAGAUGAAAUCCUGGAGAUCGAGGGCCACAGCAUGACUGGACUUAUGCGUUUGGAAGCCUGGCAGUUGAUCAAGAAGCUUCCUAUAGGCACCGUGGAGGUGUUGCUACGCCGUGCUUCCAAACCGCGCUGACAAACUUACUGCCAACAGACGUCCUAUCAUCGUUAUCAAUACUGCCAUAGCAACUAUUUAAAGUAUUUUAAGCACUGGAGGACCUCUCAAAGUGUCUGGUAAGACAGAAGAGAGGCAUGUUUUGUACCAUGACAUUCCUUGUUUUACAAAGAAGCACAAUUUUUAUAUCCAUUGCGUCCAUUAUUGUAAAACAUGUAUCUGACCCUUUGAAGAUAUAAUUGUUUCUCUUUUAAUAAAAUAUAUAAAGCUUUGUAUUUUGUAAAAAACA